This is a messenger RNA of Amoebophrya sp. A120, 2864 nucleotides long. The record is from the annotation of a GenBank genome assembly. NCBI's taxonomy places the organism in Eukaryota, Dinophyceae, Syndiniales, Amoebophryaceae.
AGCAAAAGGUACAACAGCACUCUUUAUUCGGUCAUUUCGCAACACUGUAAGUUAGUAGUGUUUCAACACCUGCUUCUACGGGCAGCAGAACCCCUGUAGCGGUAGUGCUCGAGGACCAAAUCUUCAGGAAGCUGCAAUCUUUUAGAUUCAUCGCACUUGACUCUCGUAAUUGACGUCAACUCGAGUGUUGGUGGAAAUAAGCUUGAGGGAGUGGCGGCACAAUGUUGGGUGCCGGUGCUGUCGGGCGGUCGAAUCGCCAGGACGAGCUCGAUAUCGACGCUGAACCGAAGACCGAGCAAGACUUGCGUGACCUGUAUGGUGCCGAUGACGCCGAAGAGGGAGAGAAACCCAAACAGGAAGGCAAGAUAGAUGGCAAGCCCGGUGCAAAAAGUGCAAGGCGGAUAAAAGAGGAGGAGGUAUUAAGAGCUUCACGCGAGGAGAAAAUCUACUUCCCUAAAGUUAGUUGCGCAUGUCUUCUUCGAAAGAGUUGUGUUUGUGUACUGGUGAUAAGAAGUAAGUACCCUUGCAUCUGUUUGUUUUCCAGAUGCUGGUGAUGCUGAUGCCCUGAACAUCAAUAAAAGAAUCAAUCUCCUGCUGCUCUUCCCAGGCCGCCAUGGCGAUCCAGAAGGUGUGGCUUGUCUGGCUCAAGUGGCGACAAGAGUAUGAACGGGCCAUGCAGCAAGCGUCCGCUUACUACAAGUACACAUGGCUUCUGGUAAGAAGUGCUAUAGCACUCAACUUACUUUCUAAAUCUAUUAGGCACAUGAUUCUGUUUAGGAGAGAUGUGUAGCUGCUGGUAGGGGCGUCGUGAAGAACAGGCACUACUGUACUUGCAUAAGCCACACGUGAAGAUACUCAUGCAAAACAGGAAAAUUUGCAUGGAUAGGGAAAAUCAAGUGUACAUACACAACAACAGAACAACAUCUUCGAGAUGAAAGACCAGAGCCGGUUUGCGAAGACGAUCAACAUGACGAUGCACGUAUUCAUCAUUCUGUCCAUCCUGGGCUUCAUCCUCGAAACGGAGCCUGUGCUUCGCGACGCGGGCAACUUCUGGUAUGGACUCGAACUCAUCUGCACGCUGGUCUUCAUCGUCGAGUUCCUCCUCCGCUUUGUGUCCUGUUUCCACAACCGUCUGUCCAAGCUCGAUUUUCUCUUGAAGCCCGGGAACAUCGCGGACGCGCUCGCGAUCAGUCCGUUUUUUCUGGAAAUGGCCUUUGCGGGCGGAAAAACCAAAAUGCUCAAGCUGCUCCGUAUCGUCCGUCUGGUUCGGCUCGGCCGGCUUUUCAAGGUGUCCAAGUACGCAAACGGCCUUCGAUUGAUGGUCACGGCCAUCGCAAAGUCUAGCAGUAUCCUCCUGGUUCUGCUCAUGUUCCUCCUUAUGGGAGUCAUUUUCUUCGCCGCCUGUGGCUUCUUCUUCGAGCAGCUUUCCUGUCCGCAAGUCAACGUAUUGAUUCUUUGUGUCGAUGCUUUUUUCUGAGUGAUGUGAAGCACUCCCUGCUUUUUGUCUGCUUCUUCGUUGAAGGUGAGCAUCACGUUCGAGAAGGACGAACUCCUGUAAACUUUCUGACUACAAGCAAGUGCAAGCCGUGUCCAAACUUUAUCGCUGCAGAUCGACUUCGCGCGAGGCCCGUCGGCAGAACUGGAUGCUUACUAUGCAGAGUGCGAGAGUCGACCGAUUUUCCGCAAAAUUGACGACAAGACCUACGACCGAGUCUCCCCGGGAUACGAGACCGAGAACAAGUUUUUGUGCUGCGACCUUCAACAUGAUGGAUUUCAUCCGCACACAUUUACCAGUACAUGGCUUUGAUUCCUGACCUUCGUCACUUUCUUCUAACUUCAGCUUAGAUAGUCUGCAAAAUGCUGCUUCUGCCGUCUGCACUUACCCAUUCUGGAAGAACCAGAGGUGCCGAAAGCUAAUAAGUACGUAGGAAAUUACUUAUUUUUCUUACUCGUCGGCAGAGACCGCAAAGACAAACGCAAGCUCGGCUUGCACGGUUCUUGUUCAAUAACGACCGUUAUUUCUCUUUGCAGGUAUCACCACAGCGCUGUGGUGGGGACUGGUAACGUUGACAAGUGUCGGUUAUGGUGAUCAGUAUCCCUUCACGCCGAUGGGUCGCAUCGCGGGGAUUUUUGCCUCGUUGGCGGGGGUGCUGAUCAUUGCCGUGCCGUUGGCGAUCGUCGCGCGCAACCUCGCUGAGGCGUACGACCAGGAGUCUUUUAACGAGAAGAAUCGACGGGACCCCGUGGCGGAGCAACGAGCGAGCAGAAGGCGAUACAUUCGGGGCGAGCAAGACUCGCUGGCGGUGAAGCGAGAGCCCGACUCGUCUUUCCGUUGGAAAAAGUACAUGGCCCGGAUGCCCAAAGCAGAAAAGCUACAGGGAUGGGGGGACCAGGACUUGCCGCAGCUCUUGUACAUCACUUUACUAAUACGCUUUUUGCCUGUUUUUUCCUGUUUCUUUCAUAGGCGACUUAUGAACCUCGUUGACCACAUUGCGAAGGCAGAAAGGAUGAAGAUCUGAUGAUCGUUAAACUUAAUUCAAGACUGGUUGAUGUUGAAAAUGACCGCCAUGAGCGCACGAGUUUUAUUCAUCUUCAUGCAAAAAAAUCAUCAUAACAGCGAUCGAAUGGUGUUUAUGGACAGCCGGAUGAACAAUUUGGUGGCAAAGUUGAGUCGCCGGUUACGGGAGCACGAAAACUACAUGGAGGCCUCCGCAAAAGUGAUGCGGUUCUCCUACCACAAGGAGCUGCUUCUGCGGUCCUGCAUUCAGUCGCUGGCAACCGACGCAGCGACAAGGCUGCAGGGCGUCGUACCGGACGAGGAGGAAGAAAACAGCGACACCGAGCCGGUCACCCCGGAAGCCUGA